AUGGGUUUACAAACAGUAACGAUUAAGAGUGCGUUCGGAUCACCUGUCGUACACGAUCAACAGGAAGAUCCGGGUGAUAUUGGCAGGAGCACGCAGGCUGCGGGGGAAGGCUUCAGUCGCCGCCCAGCCGCCCUAGCGAACGCGUCUCGCGCCAACGCCCCAGCUGUUCUAUCGAUUCAAUCAACACGUUGGUCAACUAUGUGA
Messenger RNA from Danaus chrysippus (African queen), 204 nucleotides. The record is from the annotation of a GenBank genome assembly. NCBI's taxonomy places the organism in Eukaryota, Metazoa, Arthropoda, Insecta, Lepidoptera, Nymphalidae.